AGGUUAUUCGGUGUGCCAUCAAGCACAGAUGCCCGAAGUUCCGGACCCUGAAAGCUUGCCCGAGGAGCCUGAGCGGUACAAGCAGCUCUUGCAAGAUCCGGAAGUGCAACCACUGGUGAAGAGCAUACUCAAGUACCAGAAGCGAGUGAAGAAGAACCCCAUGGAUGUCCGGGUGGUCUUGGACUCCUUGAACUGGAGCCACGGAGAGACCGGAUCGGAGCCGACACGGGACCGAAGGGACGCACCUGAUGGUUCGGAGUACAGUCGGUGCUUCGGAAGAGGAUGGAAAAGGGAUCACUUCGGGGGACAUCAUGUGUUUAUCAUUGUGUCUAAUUGAAUCGUUUGAGGAUGACUCUUGAUUGGCGGUAUUUAGUUGUUGUGCACUCCGGAAUUGUUCGCGACAUGGGAUGUUCACGUAACAAAGCAAGUGUAGCUGGCUGCAGUUCUGGAGAAUUCUAUUGCUUGGGGUAUGUAUGGACUGCUAGUUAGUGUUGACCUCCAAACGUUCCGCCCGGUCACUCCCUUCAGCCCAGGUAGUCCUCGGGAGCUAGCCAGUUCUGCCAUGUUCUGCCAACAAAGUUGGACUGCUUUUCAAUCUCGCCACUCCUGUUGGCAUUCCGAAUUCACGAGCAAUGUUCUUAACAUUUAUAAUGGAAUUUAUCGACUGGGAACGGCCAAACUACUGUAUCUUUCUCCAUCGAAAUGUGCAUGUUUGCCUCACGACCACUUCCGGUCACUUGAUGCUCAGUCCUUUGGACGGUUUUGGUGGGUGCAUCCUAUGGGUCUCCUCAAGAAACCCGAUUCCGA
Messenger RNA from Durusdinium trenchii, 807 nucleotides. The record is from the annotation of a GenBank genome assembly. NCBI's taxonomy places the organism in Eukaryota, Dinophyceae, Suessiales, Symbiodiniaceae.